CAAAAUAUAAGAGACAGAACACAAAACUCAGAAAAAGCAACAAGAAGAAAAAAGAUCUGAAACGAACAAAAUGGUAAAUCAAAGAAAUCUACAAGAAGAAGAAGAAGAAGAAAAGGAGAAUUAUCCUCUUAUUACAACCAAAGUAGUUGAGUAUUUGCAGCCAGUAAUGUGUCGUGAGCUUCUCUGCAAAUUUCCAGAUAACUCUGCUUUCGGAUUCGACUACACACAGAGCUCUCUUUGGUCUCCUCUCUUGCCUCGAAAUUACCCUAGUCCUUCAGAUCUAGACUCCGACAGUUGCGUUUGUCGGAAUCUUAAACUCGGAGAGUUUCAAGUAGGCAAGAAGAAGAUGAAGAUGUCAAUGAAGAAGAAGAACAAGAAGAAGAGUAAAUUACUGAAAUUAGACAUGACUUCGAUGAAGAAUGAUGAUGAUUCUCCUAAAAUUGGCUGCUUUCCUAUUCCUACCAAGGGAUGGAAUGGUGUGUUAAAGGCAGCUUCAAAACAUUUCAAGAAAUCGAGAAAGAAGAGAGAUUCAGUCGCUGAUGCUAAGCUACUCGACUUCAAAUGCUAAGAUUAUAUCCACUUUAAUUUUAGUCUAAUUUGUUUGUUCUAUCUUUUUAAGUAUUCAACAUUACUAUACCGUUGAUGAGUUGAUUCAAUUUGUGGUCUGUGUUCUAUAUAUGGUCUCUAUGUAAUCAUUUGGAGUGUUUGAUCAUAGAUAUCAACUUGUGAUGCAUUUGAGUCUUAGAAACAAGUAGCGACUAGCGAUUGUGAAGCAGAGUUUGAUAUACAGUUGAAUAAACAAGCCUGAUGCGA
This is a messenger RNA of Arabidopsis arenosa, 813 nucleotides long. Lineage: Eukaryota; Viridiplantae; Streptophyta; Magnoliopsida; Brassicales; Brassicaceae. The record is from the annotation of a GenBank genome assembly.